AUGCAGGGCAUUCGACAUGCCUGUCGGCGAGCUGGAAGUGUCGCACAAGUUGUACUCGGUAAACAACGAAAUACAUUUGCUAAUCCAAGAUGGGCAAGACUAACUUAUCAACCAACAGCUAAUUUUCACAUUGUUGGUAAACGAAAUGCCGCCGCACAAGCAGCACAACAAAAACCAACAACAAGUAAACAAUCGCAAUCUGGUCAACAAGCAGCUAAAGGUGCCAAAGGUCGUGUAGUAUCUGUCAUUGGUGCCGUUGUUGAUGUGCAAUUUGAUGAACAAUUACCACCCAUUCUUAAUGCACUUCAAGUUGAUGGUCGUCAACCAAAAUUAAUUCU
Molecule: messenger RNA, 338 nt
Organism: Adineta steineri
Lineage: Eukaryota; Metazoa; Rotifera; Eurotatoria; Adinetida; Adinetidae
Source: the annotation of a GenBank genome assembly